Lineus longissimus is the source of this 1959-nucleotide messenger RNA. Its product is annotated as pyrroline-5-carboxylate reductase 2-like. Gene Ontology annotation, biological process: L-proline biosynthetic process. The record is from RefSeq and is a predicted model, not a curated record. Gene Ontology annotation, molecular function: pyrroline-5-carboxylate reductase activity. Bases 121 to 945 code for a protein of 274 amino acids. The transcript has 7 exons. NCBI's taxonomy places the organism in Eukaryota, Metazoa, Nemertea, Pilidiophora, Heteronemertea, Lineidae.
GUCGAUUUGAUGGCUUUACAGGACAAGAAAGUGGGGUUUAUCGGUGCAGGUCAGAUGGCCACAGCUAUAUGCGAGGGAAUUAUAUCGUGUGUUUGAACAUUCUAUCAAAAUCAGUGAACGAUGCGAGCUGGAUUUAUUGGAGCUGGCCGAAUUGGCCAGGUGCUGAGUAAAGCCAUUUUCAGGGCUGGCCUCAUUAGACCAGAGAAUAUUAUUGCCAGUGAUGUUUUUGAUGGAACACUCAACAAAAUUGCGGAGAAUGGAAUCAAGACAACAAAGAAGAACCGUGAAGUCGUUGAGAAGAGUGACCUGAUAUGUAUUGCUGUGAAACCUAAUGUGGUUGUACCCGUUUUAAAAGAGAUCGCUCCUUUUGUUACUGAAAGACAUCUGUUCAUGUCUAUAGCAGCAGGAGUCACUAUAGAAACCAUGGAAAAAAUUUUACCGAAAAAAAGCAGGGUCAUUCGUGUUAUGCCAAAUACUCCAAGUCUGGUGAAGGCUGGUGCUAGUGUAUAUUCACGUGGGAGCCAUGUGAUAGAAGGAGAUGCAGCAAUGGUUGCAGAGUUGUUCUCCAGUGUUGGACUCUGCAUGGAAAGUCCCGAGUACUUAUUGGAUACGGUUACUGGUCUCAGUGGAAGUGGGCCGUCUUAUAUAUUUGUUGCAAUUCAAGCCCUUGCUGAUGGAGGGGUGAAAAUGGGUCUUCCUCGAGAUAUAUCUCUCAAACUUGCAGCUCAAACUGCCAUGGGUGCUGCUAAAAUGGUCCUCGACACAGGCAAACACCCGGAAGAGCUCAAGGAUGCUGUCUGUUCUCCAGCAGGGACGUCUAUCGCUGCCAUUCAUAGCUUGGAGAAGAAUGGUUUCAGAGGCGCGCUAAUCGAUGCAGUAGAAGCAGCUACAAAACGGUCUGCAGAACUCGGCAAAAUCAACGGGAAUGGCGCUGGAAACAAUUGAACAUGAACUCUUCCUGUUCAUUAAUAGUGGUACUGGACAAUAUAUGAUUUUCAGGAUAUUACGACUGAUAACGUUGCGAAAGAUGUCACAUCACAAUGAGUGGUCGGUACCUGAGAUGGGGGCUGAUUCUUGUAGAAUUGACAUCAGUAUGAGCCACCCAGGUCAAAUCUCUGUAAAACUGAUAGCUUGGUUGUGGGGAUGAUUGGUGCUUGAAGUAUAGAUAUUCAGAUUAGAGUAAUACGGCCGUUCAUAUCAAAUCAUGGGUCAGAAUUAUAGCAAUGCAGUUAUACACAAUUAAGUGCCAUAGUGCAGUCAUCAUGCAUACAACUUUGUUGAAACUUAAUAAUCAAUGCAUUUAAUUAAUUCACAUUUACAUCUAAUUUGCGCAAUUAGAAAUUUCAAUUAGAAAUUUCAAAUUAGUAAUGAAUGGCUUUAUAGGCCUCUAAGGUGUAGACUUAUAUAUCAUACCCCGUUUUUUUGGGAAAAUCAGGGUAGACUAGGCUCAAUCUGUCAUGGGCAACAUAACGUGGGCCCUUGCUUUAGUCAGGUGAUUCUUUAUGACUUUGCUACAAGGGCUGCAGGGGCUCAAAUCAGUGAACGCAAGUGAUGCAAGUCUUGAACGAUUGCCAGAUCAUCUCCAAAUUCAUGUCAUAUGUACAUAUAAUAAGGUUACAUGGUAUAAUGCCCACAUUUUUAGUUUCCCAAGGUCAUAUAUGUCAAAUAGUAAUAUUUUGCUUUGUAUGAAUCGAAGUGAGAUUGAGAUUUUUCAGAAUUGAAUUCCUGUAUUCAGAAACAAUUGGAUCGAUAAGUUACUAGGAAAAAAACCUAGGAGGCUGCUCUCUGGAAAACAAAAACAGACUGCCACCUUGCUUGGGACUAGCUGGAACAAAUCUACGAUAUCAAGAUAAAAGAUAAGGAAAUAUCAAAACAUGGUAAGGUAUUUUAUUCGUUCUAUGUUGUUGGGCUAAAAAAUAGACAAUGCUGAUGUUGUGCACAAUAAAGGAAAUCCUAAUA